AAUCAUACAAUGAUGCUUCUAUAAAAUGUUACAAGUCAUCUGAAAACCCUAGCUAGCUCUGGUGUGGGUGAACUAGAACCCUUUUCCCCCUGCGGUGACUGCGCGAUGGGUGCCUACAAGUAUGUUUCAGAGCUAUGGCGCAAGAAGCAGUCUGAUGUCAUGCGCUUCUUGCAGCGGGUGAGGUGCUGGGAGUAUCGGCAGCAACCAUCCAUUGUUCGUGUGACAAGGCCUACUCGCCCUGACAAGGCUCGUCGCUUGGGCUAUAAGGCCAAGCAGGGUUAUGUGAUUUACCGUGUUCGUGUUCGAAGGGGUGGCCGUAAGAGACCAGUUCCCAAAGGUAUUGUUUAUGGGAAGCCCACAAAUCAGGGUGUCACUCAACUGAAAUUUCAGCGCAGCAAGAGGUCAGUUGCUGAGGAGCGUGCCGGACGGAAGCUGGGUGGUCUUAGGGUUCUCAAUUCUUAUUGGGUGAAUGAGGACUCCACUUAUAAAUAUUUUGAGAUAAUUCUGGUGGAUGUUGCUCACACUGCAAUUAGAAAUGAUCCUAGAAUCAAUUGGCUCUGCAAUCCGGUCCACAAGCACAGAGAGCUGCGGGGGCUCACCUCUGCUGGGAAAAGUAACAGGGGCUUGCGUGGCAGAGGACAUCUGUACCACAAAGCACGUCCAUCCCGCAGGGCAACUUGGAAGAGAAACAACACCCUGUCCCUCCGCCGCUACCGCUAAUUUAUCUACUGUUAUUUUAUUUUGCUUCAUUUUCUGGAUAUUGUUGAGGACAGCAUUUGAUGUUUUGACAUGAAAUUUAAGUUUUGAACGUUGUAGUCUCAACCUUUUCCAUAAUUCGUUGAGUUUUGUUUGUUAAAUUAAAAGUUUAUAAUUGAUAUUUGUUA
Messenger RNA from Abrus precatorius (Indian licorice), 884 nucleotides. Its product is annotated as 60S ribosomal protein L15-1. The transcript has 4 exons. Gene Ontology annotation, biological process: cytoplasmic translation. Gene Ontology annotation, cellular component: cytosolic large ribosomal subunit; ribosome. NCBI's taxonomy places the organism in Eukaryota, Viridiplantae, Streptophyta, Magnoliopsida, Fabales, Fabaceae. The record is from RefSeq and is a predicted model, not a curated record. The coding region runs from base 106 to 720 and encodes 204 amino acids. Gene Ontology annotation, molecular function: RNA binding; structural constituent of ribosome.